GACCAUCUGGAUGAAAUUUCACACCAAAAACUUCUCCUUGAUGUCCUUCUAAGAGCAUGAUAGGAGCAAAUAGCGAUGACGUCCUUGGUGGCCCCUAAGAAGUUUCAAAUGUCGUAUUUUUACAAAGCAAUCAAAGUGUUCAAGAGACAAUAUUAAUAAUGUCGGCGUGGGCAAAAAUACAGGCAAAUGAAGAGCCUAUCAGUUUUGAUCAAAUUAGAUCAGAGCAGUUGGCUCAAAGUUUGCAAGAAAAAGAAGUGAAAAAGCAUCUUGAUUCUGUUGUUAAAAAACACCCAGAAAUUCCAGAGCAAACAGUCUCUGAUUUACAGGAGUCUCCAAAACUAUUUGAAAUUGACCAGACAGAAAGCGAUGAAAUGAUUGCACAAUUAUUACAAACAGAAAUGAAUCAGGAGCAUGACCUCAUGCUCAAGCGUACUGAAAAGAAAUUCAAUCGUAAUUCAAAAGUUAACAUUUCAUACUUGAAUUACCGAGCCGGAAUUGGUGAGCCUGAGGAACCUAAGAAAGAUGACGAUGAAGAAAGAGAUUUUGAUAGAUUUGUUAGUAUUGAGAAAGAGUUUGCUUCAAUACCUCGUUGUGGCUAUAAGAAAAUUAGGGAGGGUGAAGGAUCUCAAAUUCUUACAAAACACGAUGUAUUGAUGAACUCCCGAAUAAAUGCAUGUCGUGUACUUGAGUUUCCUCCGGGAAUUCAGACAGGCGACACUGGUGGAUUCGAUGUGAAAUUGAAUAACAAAGUAUUUAACUCUCUAAGGCAACACAGCUAUGCACAUUGCUCCAGAGAGAGGGCCAAGGCUCAUUCAAAGCCACAGCCUAAAAGCCAAGCGCCAUCAAAAGAUACAGAGUAAAGACUAUGUAUCUAUACUGUUGAAAAAUUGAAAGAGAUUUUUAAAAAUAAUUCAUGUCAAAAAAGACAACAAAUUUAAAAAUGCAUAGCUCAUGAUAAUAACAGUAAAAUUUUACUAUUCAAAAAACAAUAAAAUAGUUUAUUA
Molecule: messenger RNA, 1004 nt
Organism: Phymastichus coffea
Lineage: Eukaryota; Metazoa; Arthropoda; Insecta; Hymenoptera; Eulophidae
Product: serine/threonine-protein kinase RIO3-like
Exons: 5
Coding region: 159-860 (233 amino acids)
Source: RefSeq, a predicted model, not a curated record